This is a messenger RNA of Phaedon cochleariae (mustard beetle), 5797 nucleotides long. Lineage: Eukaryota; Metazoa; Arthropoda; Insecta; Coleoptera; Chrysomelidae. The record is from the annotation of a GenBank genome assembly.
UGCGCACACCAUACGGACUUGAAGGUACUUUGACACAGUGCACAUGUGAAUCCACACACCGCGACGAGUAAACAUCGGUAGUGAUUUUAUCGCGCUUUCUUUCGUUCGCUAUCUCCCUGAACCCACCCCGAGGAUAAACAUUGUUGUGACAAGUGACAGCGACGCGAGUGUUAAGGACCAGACGUAGAGCCUUUAGUCCUUAGUGUCUGCGCGAGUGCCAGUGCUGGUCGCAGAUCCUAGAGUGUUUUUACGGGAUAAGUCGAGAGUGGACGGCCAUAUUGCAUACCACGCUGACAGAGAGCCAAAGUCUCGAGAGACGAGCGAGCAACAGAGAUGACUGGUUACUCCAGAGGCUGAACGGCAGUAUGCGCGACUAGCGCGGAAUGUCAGAGCUAUAACACACGUGUGUAUAGACAAAAUGCUGCGUUCGAAUCUAUGAGGUUGUGUAUCAUGCUCCGCUAGGACUAAAAAAAUGUUCAAAUUUUUACUUUGGUUAUUCACCUCGGGAGCUAUUCUUCUCGUGGGGGCUAGAACCCCCGGACCCGGACCCGGACCAGGUCUUGUCAACGACCCUUACUAUGGAUAUUCUACGCAAAUGCAAUCGCGAGCAGUCGAUACCAGAGUGACUCUAGAAAUUCUUGAGGGGCAACCAAAAGGUACAAUCGUGGGCAAAAUUCCCACAAAACCUGGCUUCACUUAUCGUUUCAAUGAACCGCCGAAAGAGUUCACUCUCGAUCCUAACACAGGCGAAAUCGGUACCAGCUUGAUCCUGGAUAGGGAAUCCCUCAAAAACGAUCGAUGCGAUUUAGUGAUCUUAUCUAGUCAACCUACCUACCCCAUCGAGGUACGAAUACUUGUCAUAGACAUAAAUGACAACGCUCCUGAAUUUCCAGAGCCCAGCAUUGCGGUAUCUUUCUCGGAGAGUGCUGCUGCAGGUACUCGUUUACUUCUAGACGCCGCGACCGAUAAAGAUAUUGGAGCGAAUGGGGUAUCAGACAAUUAUAAAAUCAUAGCAGGAAAUCACGAGGAGAAAUUCAAGCUAGUCGUAACUCCAAAUCCAACAGGCGAAACCUCCUACCUCCACUUGGAAACCACCGGUAAGCUAGACCGAGAAACUCAAGGGCUGUACGUGCUGAACAUAUCAGCGAGGGACGGUGGAAACCCUUCGAAAUACGGAUACCUUCAAGUCAAUGUAACAAUCUUGGACGUGAACGAUAACCCACCCAUUUUCGAUCACAGCGACUACAUAGUUUCUCUGAAUGAAAGUGUACCACCGGGCACCCCCGUACUACAGGUGAUGGCAACAGACAAUGAUCUAGGGGACAACGCCAAAAUAACCUAUUACCUAGCCGAUACAGAACACCAAUUCACCGUCGAUCCCGAAACAGGUAUAAUAUCGACCACCGAGCCAUUAGAAUGCCCCCAACAGAACUGCAUACAUCCCGCCAAACCCGGAGGUGCAUGCCCGAAAAGCUGUGUCUUUACCGUAUUCGCGAGAGAUCACGGAACACCAAGGCAAGACGGCAGAACUUAUGUAACAGUUAACCUACUGGAUGCUAACGAUCAUGACCCCAUCAUCAAGUUCAGGUACUUUCCUUCCACCGCGGGGUUCGCGACUGUUGACGAAAAUGCAGGUAACGGUUCGGUGGUAGCGGCAGUAUCUGUGGUGGAUCAGGACGAAGGAUCGAAUGGCGAAACCACCGUCAAAAUCGUGUCCGGCAACGAACUGAACCACUUUCGUCUCGACUACACUCCCAGCUUCGAUAUAGUGAGGGUGAAUGGGGUGCUAGACCGCGAGGAGAUCCCCAAGUAUAAUUUGACAGUGGUGGCGACGGACAAGGGUAGUCCGCCACGCACCGCUACAUCUUUCUUGAUCAUCCACGUGAACGAUGUCAACGACCACGAGCCAGUUUUCGAAAAGAGCGAGUACUCGGCCAUUCUCACCGAAUUGGCACCACCUGGAACUUAUGUUGCUGGCAUCACGGCUACGGACGAGGAUACUGGCGUCAACGCUCAGAUAUAUUAUGCAUUCGUUUCUGGUAAUGAGCAACAGUGGUUCUCUAUCAACGCGGACUCGGGGUUGAUAACUACUCGAACCCCUUUGAACAGAGAAGUACAAGGAACUGUCGAAUUGAACAUCUCAGCUAGAGACGGUGGGCCCAACCCCAAAUGGGCACAUACCCAGCUCAAAGUGAUUAUUCUCGAUGAGAACGACGAAGCACCUGAAUUCUCUCAGUCUCGGAUGAAUGUCAGUUUGUCUGAAAAUGCCUCGCCCGGUACACUUGUGGCUAUGUUAACGGCUGCAGAUCACGAUCAAGGGACGAACGGCAGUGUUGCUUAUUCUCUGCACCCGGCAGUGAAACACCGCUAUAAAGAUACUUUCGCUCUUGAUUCGCUCACCGGGCAACUGACGACGAAAAAGCUGCUUGACCGAGAGAAAAUAAGUAAUUACGAAAUACUCGUCGUCGCAAGAGAUCAAGGUAUACCGCCUCAGACGUCCACUGCUACCGUAUUCUUGAACGUUUUGGAUGUGAAUGACAACAGCCCGGAGUUCUACCCACAAAAGUAUUUUGUACCGGUAGCAGAAGACACUAGGCCAGGGACGGCAGUUUUGAAAUUACGAGCAACUGAUAGAGACGAAGGCGAAAAUGCUAUGAUAACGUUCAAGCUAGAGAGUGGUGGAGAUGGACUGUUUUCUGUAGACGAGUGGAGUGGAAUUGUCACUCUACGUGGAAAUCUGAAAAACUUUCCUAAACCCAUACACCGUUUGAAAAUCUCUGCCCAAGAUCAUGGAGAUAGAAGAGCGUUAGAAGAUGCCACAGUCGAAAUAAUUAAAGAAGCUUACAUGGAAGAACUCCAUUUCGAUAACUAUGGUGGAUACGAAUUUCAAAUAACCGAAGACCCUGAUGAUGCCACAGUUUUUACCCAUCGAGACGUCGGCACCGUACACGUAAGAAACAAUGAAGCGACCUACUCUAUUGUAUAUGGUGACCCGAAUCAUAAUUUCGAGAUAAACGAAAUUACAGGGAGAAUCACUACAGCUCAGAAAAUCGACAGAGAACAAACUAUGACAUACAGCUUGACGAUUGUAGCUAGAGUAGGGCUGUCAUAUGCAAAAACUCAAGUCAAUGUGAUAGUACAAGACCUGAACGAUAACAAACCGGUAUUCCUAAAGGACAAGGAAGCUGUCAAACUUCCAGAAAACGCAGCAGUAGGACGAGAAAUCUAUUUCGCCAAAGCAAGAGACUUGGACUCCGGCAUAAACAGCAGAGUUACGUACAAUCUAACCUAUAACCCCGACGAGCAGUUCAGAAUCUCAGAAGCAACAGGUGUUAUUUACUUGAAUCGACCAAUCAGAGCUGAUCCAGGCACGGUAUUGCAAGUAGAAGUGCAAGCGACUGAUAGCGGCGAACCUGCAUUAGCGUCAAAGCAUUCUGUGAUAAUAAUAAUCGAUGAUGUGAAUGAUCAUACGCCUGUUUUCGAUCACACUUCUUACGAAACAUCAUUGUUGGAAUCUACGCCUGUAAAUGAUAGAUUUUUUGCUCUGGCAGCUAGCGAUGCAGAUCUAGGAUCGAACGGGAAAAUAUCGUAUGCCAUCACCGAGGGAAACAAAGAAGGAAAAUUCGGCGUUUUUCCUGAUGGGUAUUUGUAUGUGAGGAAAAUGUUGGAUCGUGAAGAUAAGGACUAUUACUCGCUAUCAGUGACAGCUAGAGAUGAAGGUAAUCCAUCGAGGUCUUCUGUUGUGCCAGUGGUCAUCCACGUUAUAGAUGAAAACGAUAACAGCCCUGAAUUUACGAAUAGCACGUUCUCAUUCAGCAUCAGAGAAAACGAACCUCCAGAUUCUUUCGUAGGAAAACUGACUGCGAGCGAUAAAGACAUCGGUAGAAAUGCAGAGUUGAUAUUUUCUUUGGCCACUUCCCAGAACGAUUUUGCCAUUGAUCCAAAAAACGGUUUCAUCAAAACUUUACACGUUUUCGAUCGUGAGGAUUUGAUGUUGACGACUGGUCAGAAUUUCAUAACGCUAGAAGCUUCUGUCGCUGAUAAUGGAGUGACCAGACUCAAAGAUAAAGUGAAGGUGAACAUUUUCAUAACUGAUGUGAAUGAUAACCCGCCCAAGUUUCUCAGAGCCCCAUUCAAAGUACAGGUUUCGGAGGGAUCGACGAAAGGCGCGCAAGUACUGAGACUGUACACUAGUGACGCCGAUGAAGGUCUAAACGGAGACGUAUUCUACAAGAUCAUCGGAGGAAACGAUGACGGUCGUUUCGACAUUGAUGAAGCAACGGGGCAAAUAACGUUGCUCAGGUCUCUGGAUCGAGAAACCACGUCGAAAUACACGCUAACGGUAGUAGCUCACGACGCUGGCAUUACCAAACAAUUAUCCACCUCGACGACUGUCCUGAUUGAUGUUCUAGAUGAGAACGAUAACGCUCCCGAGUUCACUCAGACCGAGUCUAGGAUAUCGACCAGCGAAACGACUCCGGUGAACACGGAGCUGGUGCGAUUCCGGGCGAGCGAUCUAGACUUAGGCGUGAACAGCGAGGUGGUGUACUCGAUAACUGCAGGAAAUCGAAAAGACACGUUCCACGUUGACGCGCUGACAGGAGUGUUGCAUUUGCAUAAACCGUUAGACUACGAGGACCUCGCCGCCUAUCACCUCAACAUCACGGCAUCCGAUAACGGCCAUCCGCGAUUAUCCACCACUAUUUUGUUCGCCAUCGCCGUCGAAGAUGCAAACGAUAACCCACCCGCGUUCGCUAGCACGGCCAUUGUUCGGCAAAUUCGCGAAGGAAUUCCCAUACACACCCCGAUCGUAACGGUCACCGCUGACGAUCCAGAUUCCGGAGCUAACGGCAAGGUCUCCUACGCUAUAUCUUAUCAGGACCCGGAAGACGCUCAACGCCACUUCGGGAUCAACCCCAUUACGGGGGUUAUUCACACCCUGCUACCAAUAGACCGAGAGACCAUCGAUACCUUCAGGCUGACGGUGGUAGCGACUGACCAAGCGGAGCCACCCUCUAAAAGACUGUCUGCCGAUAAACUGGUGACGGUCAUAGUCGAGGACGUUAACGAUAACGCCCCUAUAUUCGUAUCCAUGAACGCCGCCGUGCUACCCAAAGUCACCAAGGCCUACCGUCACAAAGUAUCUAUUAUGACAGUUUUCGCCAGGGAUCUGGACUCGGCCACCAACGGAAUAGUGACUUACGAGCUGGCCAGCGGUAACAGUGACUCGUUCGAACUGGACCAGAGCUCAGGAGCCCUAAGACUGCGAAGAGCCAUCCAGGACCCGGAGCCCACCUACAGAUUAUCAGUUAAAGCCACGGACGAGGCGGUGCAAAGCGAACGAAGGUCCACCGAGUCCUACCUGACGAUAAUCGCGACUGAUGAUGGAGAUUCGGGGCCGAGAUUCGAGAGUGACUCGCUGUCCGGAGACGUGUACGAGAACGAGCCAGUGGGAACGAGUAUUUUGACGGUUUUCGCGAAAUAUCAAGUCGGCGAGGUGGAGUAUUACGUAACGAAUGUGACGGGCGGUGGUGCUCAGGUGGACAGAUUGUUCGAUAUAGAUGCUAAGCUGGGAGUGUUGUCCACUGCCACUGAGUUGGACAGGGAGUCUGGAGUUGAUGUGUACGAGGUCGAGGUGUAUGCUAUCGUGACUGGAGCUGGCGUCAUCAGAACAUCCAAAACUAAGGUUGCAGUUGAUCAGAAAAUACUUGGAACUAUGCAUUGGCGUGUAUACGAAGUUUUACCAGAAUUCGCGUUCCUCAAAAUUCUAUUUGCGACUGUUCUUAUUAUGACAUAA